AUGGAUGCCACUGACAGCACUAUGCACGUCAAGACUCAAGCGGGAAUUUCUCGCAAAUGGCAGCCUCGCAGACCAGCACUCGGCCGCAGCCCAUACGUUACGGAACUUGACAAUCUGCUGGGGGUUCUAGCCACUCUGCGCUCUCAGCUCGCCGACCGCACAUUUCGACCUAGCGAGGUGCACCUGGCCUCGACUAUAGAAUCAGCCAUUACACAAUGUGACGAGUGCGUCCAGGAGCUGAGGUCAGAAGCGGAUAAGUUGAAGAAGACUCCCGUGGAUAGCCUUCAGACUGCGAUCAAAGCAACAGGCCGCCGAAUCGCCUAUCCGAUUCGACAGAGUACCCUGCAGAGGCUGGAUGAAGAUAUCGACGAGCUGGUUAGCCAACUGUCCUUAGCCCUGCAACUACUCCAGCAAGGGGUAAUCGACCGCAUUGAGGAUGCCGUUGAAGAUGCCAGUGUGGUUCUAGACCUGGUCAGGGCAUCCCAGGUCUCCUCCGAGAUCAGAGACUGGCUCAAGGCACCCGACGCCUCGAUCAACUUCAAUGAAGCUUGCAAGAUGAAGCACGCAGGUACUGGCCUCUGGUUUGUCAAAGGCGAAUCCUUCUCUGCCUGGCUUCAGCAAGCGAAUUCGUUUCUUUGGCUACAGGGCUUCGCCGGCUGUGGAAAAUCUGUGUUGUGUUCUACAGCAAUCCAGCACACGCUUCGUCACCGGAGGUCUAGUCCACGUAUCGGUGUCGCGUUCUUUUUCUUUACGUUCAACGAUGAGAGCAAGCAGGACGCAUCGGCUAUGCUUCGGGCGCUUAUCCUGCAGUUGGCUGGCCAGUUGCGCGACAACCCCGCCGCUCUUUUGCAAUUGUACCAGAACUAUCGCAAUGCUACACCACCCAGCCAGGCUUUCUUAGACUGCCUUCGUCGACUAACACAGACGUUUCGCGAAGUUCACAUUAUCGUGGAUGCCCUAGAUGAAAGUCCGAGGGGAAAGCAUCGUGAGGCAGUCCUGGAGGUCAUACGUGACAUCCGAGCCUGGUCGGAGCCAAGAUUGCAUCUUCUAAUCACGAGCCGCAAUGAAGUUGAUAUUCGCAAAGAACCAGAGGUUACACCAGCAGAGAGCAUCGCCCUAAGAAAUGACGACGUAGACAAUGACAUAGCCGUUUUCAUUUCCCACCACCUUCGCAACAGUCGGCACCUGAAACAGUGGGAGGCUUUCUACGACCAGAUCGAAGAGGCGCUAGUCAAAAAAGCCAAAGGCGUUUUUCGUUGGGUGGAGUGUCAGUUCAAAGCUCUUGCUGAGUGCCCAGAGAGUGAGGAUCUGCUUGAGCAGCUGCUCCAGUCUCUACCGAACUCAUUAGACGAGACUUACAGACGGAUGCUGGAGAAUAUCCCUGCUGCGUGGAAUAGUUACGCGCGACAAAUGUUGACCCUCCUUUGCUGUGCCACAAGGCCGCUGACUGUCCCAGAGCUUAUCGAUGCUAUUGCUAUCGAGACUGGUGACUACCCCAGAUUCAAUCCAAAGCGCAGGCUCCGAAGCCUUGAUGCCCUUCAGAAAGUCUGCCCCGGCUUCACGGAAGUGGAUCUGAAUCAUGAUGAGAAAUUGCACACCGUUCGUAUUGCCCAUUUCUCCGUCCAGGAAUACCUUGAAUCAGAACGGAUUUCGUUACAUGGAGAGGCUGCAUCCUUCAGACUGGAUAGACAGGAAUCCAAUGCGACGGUGGCCUGCACAUGCUUGGCAUUGCUGCUCGAACCAUGUGUGAUAGGCUUGAAGGCUGAUGACAUUCGAGAUGAAUAUCCAUUUGCAGAGUAUGCUGCUCGGUAUUGGCCACGUCAUUUCGAAAAGAGCUCCCAAGCGUUGGAUGUUGAGAAACAUAUCAUUCGACUAUUUCGAGAUGUGGAUGGAGCUUUUCAAGUUUGGAAAGUGAUCCGAAGGUUCAAGAACGUGGAAUUGACCAUCACUCCGUUUCACUGCGCUGCCUUACUCGGAUCUGUCUCGGUCCUUGAAUCUCUUUGUAGCGAAGAAACGUGUUCCGGUCACAUGACUGGUAGUCAACUUUCAUUUGAAUUGAACAAAUUUUGCGGACGGUUUGAGACAGCUUUGACUGCAGCAGCAUCCGGAGGCCAUAAAGAAAUUGUGAGACUGCUUAUCGACAAGGGUGCUGAUAUCAAUGCUCAGUGGAAGGGGUCAAAUGGUACGGCUUUACAAUUCGCAUCAUUUCAAGGUCACAAAGAUAUCGUGGAGCUACUUAUCGACAAGGGUGCUAAUAUCAACGACGAGGGGGCGAGACAAGUUAGCACAGCGUUAAAUUUAGCAUCCAGUAAAGAGAUCGAGGAACUACUCAUCAACAAGGGUGCUGUUUAUGGAGCCAUGGAAUUAACAUUAUUGGAAGCCCAGAAAGAGGCCGAGGAGCUGUCGGAGCCGGCGGAGCUGUGGAAGCUGGCGGUGUUUAUCAGCACGAUGGCUAAUGCUAAAGCUCAAGCGGAGAAGCCAAAUUGCACGGCUUCACUAUUAUCGUCAUUGGAAUCCGAUACAAUCCUUGUAAAGAUCAGAGACGUUUAUGAAGAAAUUGAUGAAGCGAUCGAAGGAAAAGCAAAAAAAAUCAUGUACAAUAUGAUUCGAAUGAGAAUGGAGUUGGCUCAGCUUCAUUUAAGGCUUUAA
Messenger RNA from Neoarthrinium moseri, 2649 nucleotides. RefSeq lists its product as uncharacterized. The coding region runs from base 1 to 2649 and encodes 882 amino acids. The record is from RefSeq and is a predicted model, not a curated record. Lineage: Eukaryota; Fungi; Ascomycota; Sordariomycetes; Amphisphaeriales; Apiosporaceae. The transcript is spliced from 3 exons. Gene Ontology annotation, molecular function: protein binding.